CAAACCGGAGUCAAACUGAGCCGACGAGCAGCCGGAGAAAAGUUAACGGACUCUCAGAGGAUCUGGAUUCUGCCUCAGAUUCCUGCAGACGGACUGAAAUCUCCAUCAUCCAGUCCGACGGUUUUCAUUUUGGAGCUGUUAGUGAAGUUAUUGGAGGUUUAUCAGCAGAAAACCAUCGACAUCUUCAGCUGAAAACUCCUGUAAACCUUCUUCUGCACUGAGGAUCCAGUUUUUGAUUCUUUGUCAGUUAAAUUUGGUUUGAUUGGAAUGUAGGGAGACUUUAGAACCACAGAAAAUUAAACCGACUUUGCAUUUGUUUGUUUUUUUGGUUGAAUAAUCAUCGUUUCUUAGUUGUUUAGUUGUUUGGAAUAUAUUCCUGAGAUAUCUUGUGCUUAUGAGGAGUUUUUCUAUCAGAGAAAAGUCUUCAGUCAAACAUCAGUCCGUGGAGUGUUGGAUUUAGAGACAUUUAGUGCUUUUAUUUUGAUGAGCCGUGGACCUGCCACCUGUCCAGGUGAGUUCAGAGGGUUCAACUGAAGGAGUCUUGAGUUUCAGUGAGAAACUGAAGCCGUUGGCUGCAGCUCUGGUUUCCUAUCUGUGGACGUGACGACGACAGGACAAGGUUCACAGCUUCUUAUCAGUUCUGUGGAGGGGGCGGGGCCAGGACACAGGUGAGCCAGGUGAGCCAGAAGACAGGCGGUCAGACAGACGGAGCCUCAGCAACUGGUUCCUCCAGUUCUGCAGUUUGAGGAUGACGAUGGACUCCAUCCUGUACGUGGACCUUCAGACACCAUGAAGCCGAGCAUCCACUGAUAAGGUGAUCUGGACCUUCUGGACCUUCUGGAAGGGAUCAUGUACGUUCUGUGUACGCUGGCAGUUCUGACGCUCCACAGCCUCUUCAAGAACCACAACAAGGAGUCCGGAGACGUUCAGGAGGCCGGAGUGGAGGAUGGAAGCGGCGCCGAGGCGUCCAGGCGUCGGAGUCGAGGUUCGGUGAAGGUUCUAGAGCGACGAGCUGAAUCCAAACGGAGGCGAGGAGUCGUACGGAACCUUCCAGACACCAGGAAGAGGGUCCAGCCGGUCCAGCGGUCCAGCGCUCUGCUCAGCCCGGCGGUCAUGUUUGGCACCAGAAAGACCUGGGACCUCGGCCACGCCCCCUGCCUGCAGGAGCUCUGGAAGAAAGACGUCUCAUUGGACGCGAGCUCAGUGGACUUCCUGAUGAGUGAUGGUGAAGACGACGCCUCCUUCCUGUCUCUGCCAAGCUCCGCCUUCUCUCAGCGACCGUCACUGAGCGCCAACGAAUCAAACGCACCCAGUCAGCAGCUGCUCAUACAGACUCUUCAAGAUAAAGUCUGUGAGUUUCAGACUCGUCUUCGCUCUGAGGAAGUCGCCCGUCACCUGCUGCUGCAGCAGCUGCAACACGGCGUCCGCGACAGGACGGCCGUCCAGGUGCUGCAGGAGGAGCCGCCGUCAGGUGUGACGGUGUUUCAGCCAGGUGAACCUUCACACCGACUCAGCUGUGCAGACGAAGAGCAGCUCGUUACCCGGCUGCGCACACAGGUGGAGGAGCUGGAGGAGAAGCUGGUGGAUCAGACCCAGGAGGUGGAGAGACUUCGCUCUGAGCUGGGGGCGACAGACCUGGAGAAGCAGCUGGAGCUGCUGCUGGUGGAGAACGAGCGUCUGAAGCAGGAGCUGAAGUCAUGCAGGAGCUCAGAGCUGCAGAAGCUCGACGCUGCUGCAGAAAACUGCAGCCGCUGUCCCCACAGCCAGGAUGCCGACGCCCUGCGGAGGGAGGUGACCCGCUGGGAGAACCAGGCCCGGCAGAGGGAGCGUCGGCUGGCUGAGCUGGAGAAAGAGCUGCUGGAGAAGAGCAGCCGGGUGGAGGAUCUGCAGCGGCAGCUGGACGAGGCCUCCAGGCAGCUGGAGGAGAACGGACGGAGGCAGCUGGAGAACCAGCAGAACCUCAGCCUCCGACUGCAGGAGUGUGAGGACCAGCUGGCCCGGCAGGCGGCCAUGCCCACAGUCCAGUUUGUGACCCAGACGGUGGAGGUGGAGUCGGCCGACGCUCAGAAGGUUCUGGCCGAGAUGCAGCUGAAGAACGGAGCUCUGCAGGAACAGCUGACGGUCCAGAGGCAGCUGCUGAGAGAGCUGGAGACACAGCUGCACGAGUCCCAGAGGACCUGCACCCAGCUCAGGACGCAGAUCCUGGUCUAUGAAGGAGAGAUGGAGCGAGCUCAGGGUCAGCUGGAGGCUGAGAUGCAGAACCUGGAGGAGGAGAAGAACCGGGUCAUCGAGGAGGCGUUUAUCCGAGCUGAGAGCGAGAUGAAGGCCGUCCACGAGAACCUGGCAGGUGUGCGUAUGAACCUGCUGAGCCUACAGCCGGCCCUCAGGACGCUCACCUGCGACUACAACUGUCUGAAGAGGCAGGUGCAGGACUUCCCCUUCAUGCUGGAUAAAGCCAUCUCUGAGGCCAAGCAGGAAAUCUGUCAGGUGAUCAGCGAGGUGAGCAACGCCAACCAGGAGCUGCUGAGAAAGUACAAGAGAGAGAUGAACCUGAGGAAGAAAUGCCACAACGAGUUGGUCCGACUGAAAGGUAACAUCCGUGUUUUCUGCCGCGUCCGGCCGGUCAGUCAGGAGGAGCAGGACUCCGCCGACGCCAAAACCAUGCUGAGCUUCGACUCGGACGACGACGCCAUCCUCUACCUCUCCAACAAGGGCAAGAUCAUGACCUUCGAGCUGGACAAAGUGUUCCCUCCUCAGGCCACGCAGGAGGAGGUGUUUCAGGAGGUCCAAUCACUGAUCACGUCCUGCAUCGACGGCUUUAAUGUUUGCAUCUUCGCCUACGGACAGACGGGUUCUGGGAAAACCUACACCAUGGAGGGCGUGGCCGACGACCCCGGCAUCAACCAGCGAGCUCUGAGGCUGCUGUUCUCUGAGGUGAUGGAAAAAGCUCCAGACUGGGACUACAAGAUCAGCGUCAGCAUGGUGGAGAUCUACAACGAGACGCUGCGGAACCUUCUCGGUGAAAAUCCCACCGACAAACUGGACAUUAAGAUGAAUCCUGACGGCAGCGGACAGCUUUACGUUCCCGGACUGACAGAGAUCACGGUCCAGAGUCCAGAAGACAUCAACCGGGUGUUUGAGCUCGGUCACAUGAACAGAGCCACGGCCUGCACCAACCUGAACGAACACAGCAGCAGAUCCCACGCCCUGCUCAUCAUCACCGUGUCGGGGUUUAACGUCGCCACGGGCAACCGGACGCAAGGUAAGCUGAACCUGGUGGACCUGGCCGGUUCGGAGCGCAUCGGUAAGUCUGGCGCUGAAGGCAGCCGUCUGAGGGAAGCUCAGUGCAUCAACAAGUCUCUGUCGGCGCUGGGUGAUGUCAUCAACGCGCUGCGGGGGAAACACUCCCACGUCCCCUUCAGGAACUCACGCCUCACCUACCUGCUGCAGGACUCUCUGAGCGGAGACAGCAAGACGCUCAUGAUGGUGCAGGUGUCUCCGCUUCCCGCCAACAUGAGCGAGUCCGUCUGCUCGCUGAAGUUCGCUCAGAGGGUUCGCAGCGUGGAGCUCAGCGCCUCGUCACGGAGACACGAGAACUCGUCCACGUCGUCGUCGCCGACCCACGACAGCGUGGAGCUGGACUCCCCCCCGGUCACCCCCGUCCCCCUCCCCAUCUCUCGGGCCAGCAGCGCCGGUUCCACUCUUUCCUCGGCCUCCAGAACUCCCAGCAGCUCCAGGAGACGCUCCCAGUCCCAGCUGUCCACAGGUCUGAACUGUAAAGGAGGAAUUUUCCAGGAAGCGCCGCUGUCAGUCUGUCCUUCUUCUUCUGUGUCCUCAUUCUGUGGUCUGAUUGGUUGGUUUGCAGACAGACAGGUAGACAGAGCCAGCCCAUUGGUGGGGGACGGUGGGCAGGACGACUGAAGCUGACGGCCUGAGAGACGCUGAAGGACGUCCAGGACCUCCUGCAGGGUGUCCACCAACACCCCGAGGUUCAUCACCUCCUCAGCACCAAGGAGCAAAGACUGAUGGGGACUUUCCUGAACACCCUGAGUGAACUUUUACCUCUGUGGCCAAAUGUUUGGAUUGCUGUGAUCCUUCAGAAGUUCUCAGCUCCUCUGUCUGGACUCCCAUCCUCACUAACAUCUUUUACUCAUUUCCAAAAAUCAGUAUAUGCUUUCCAAUCACAGUAUUUCUGUUGUUUCUUUGUAAAGUUGCACUUUAUACUUUGAGAUUAUUUUCCAAGCCGCACUUCCAGAUGUGUUUGAUUCUAAUAUAUGCAUAAAAAGGUUCUGUAUUUAUGUUUGACUUCAUGCUUUAACUUUGAUUUCUGCUUCGUUCUGAUGGACGCUGCUUUCACGCGGCAUUUUUUAGGAUGAUUUUAAACAUUUUGGGAUAAAAACUCAGACUUGUGACUAAGAUGUCUGAACUUUUUCCUCCAAAGAACUGAGAUGAAUCUUUUACGUGUCUUGAAUCCUCCUGUCUUAAUUCUCUGCUGAUCUGUUUUAUUUGGUUUCAUUCAUUUCUGGCUGAGGAUGCAGACACAUUAAAAACUAUUGUUGGGGAUCUUAAAAUGAUGAGAAACAAUUCAGAUUUAUUAUUUACAUCUCUGAAUUUUCCCCAACAAAAAGAUUGCGAUCGUUUUUUGUGUGUCUUGAAUCGUCUCCUGCUCUCUGUCCUCGACCUGAACCUUAUUUUUAUCUUUUAUUUAGUUUUAUUUUGAGUUUUGUUUGUUUGUUUUUAAUCGAGGAUCAGGGCAGCCGAAACAUUCUGGAGAUGGUUGAUCUUAGAAUCUGGUGAUUAAAAGCUCAGAUUUCUUCCUCCAAAAGUUAAGAUUCAUCUGUUAUUGUGUCUUCAAUCUUCUGCAGUUCUCUGGAGGCGAUCAGUGUCCUCAGGUUUAAUCUUUAUUUUGUGUUUUUUUUGUUUUUCUUGUGAUUUUUGUUUCUAUUCAGAGGACAGGAGUAGAUGGAACUUUAAUCUUUACACGUUUCCAACCUUUUUGUUUUAUUUUGGUGGAGAAUGCGGGCGGACGACACGUUUGGAGGAUUGUCACCGUUUUACAGGUUUUUCCUCAUACCACUGAUAAAGCUCAUGUUGUCAUGUGUCUUGUGUCCUUGUCUGUAGUUUCCGGAGGCUCCUGACCUCCUUUAACCAACAGGGUACUCCGCUGGUAGUAGGACGUGAGCAAUACGAGGAAUCUCUGCUGUGUACACGCUUGUUGUGUUUCAGUCUUCUUCUGCUAAUGUGGAUGUCCGUUUUAUUUCGCGCAGAGAAGACAAACCUUUGUCUUCCUUCAGCUUGUUGAAGAACAAAAAGAUGCCCGAAUGCUCUGAACUCUCCUCGACUAUCUCUUCUCGGCUCUUGUCGUGUCUCGGACAGAGCCGCUGCGUAGCCGUCGCCCCGGUGCUGAGCGUUCAGAAGGAAACGUUAGCUGUAGCUGUAGUGAACCGGAAUGCUUAGAAAGCUGCUGUGUUGUUGAGCUGAUGAUCAAACUGUCUGCUUGCUUUGUCUGCUGUAGAUUUCUACAGCUUGUUUUUUGUAUUUCCUUUUUAAUAAACACUACAAAAUAGA
This is a messenger RNA of Acanthochromis polyacanthus (spiny chromis), 5568 nucleotides long. RefSeq names its product kinesin family member C3 (gene kifc3). Gene Ontology annotation, molecular function: microtubule motor activity; ATP binding; microtubule binding. Bases 850 to 3921 code for a protein of 1023 amino acids. The record is from RefSeq and is a predicted model, not a curated record. Lineage: Eukaryota; Metazoa; Chordata; Actinopteri; Pomacentridae. The transcript is spliced from 22 exons. Gene Ontology annotation, biological process: microtubule-based movement.